Messenger RNA from Brassica rapa (field mustard), 6174 nucleotides. Its product is annotated as serine/threonine-protein kinase RUNKEL. Gene Ontology annotation, biological process: protein phosphorylation; cytokinesis by cell plate formation; phragmoplast assembly. Gene Ontology annotation, molecular function: protein kinase activity; ATP binding; microtubule binding. The record is from RefSeq and is a predicted model, not a curated record. Lineage: Eukaryota; Viridiplantae; Streptophyta; Magnoliopsida; Brassicales; Brassicaceae.
AAUUCCGGUAUUUUUCAAAAUAUAUUAAUCAAAAUUAUCCUAAAUUUGUCCACUUCUCCUUGGGAUUUGAAUUUUGAAAAUUCCAUAUUUUUCUCUUCAUCGCUUCCCCUCUCUGUUUCUCUUUCUUCCCAGAUCGUUUCAACAACAGCCCGUCGGCCACUAGUUAACCUUAGAGCUUGGAAGAUUCCGAAUCGGUUCUCAGGCGGGGCGAGUUGAAGCUUUGAGGAUGAAUCAGUACCACAUUUACGAAGCUAUUGGGCAUGGCAAAUGCUCGACUGUGUACAAAGGAAGGAAGAAGAAGACGAUCGAGUAUUUCGCCUGCAAGAGUGUCGACAAGUCGCGCAAGAGCAAAGUUCUUCAAGAGGUCAGGAUCCUUCACUCGUUAAAUCAUCCAAAUGUACUCAAGUUCUAUGCGUGGUACGAAACUUCUGCUCACAUGUGGUUAGUUCUCGAAUACUGCGUUGGGGGUGAUCUCAGGACCUUAUUGCAGCAGGACUGUAAGCUGCCAGAAGACUCAGUCUAUGGUCUUGCCUAUGAUCUUGUUAUAGCCUUGCUGUUCUUACAUUCGAAAGGAAUAACAUAUUGUGAUCUGAAACCAUCAAACAUCUUACUUGAUGAAAAUGGACAUAUCAAGCUAUGUGAUUUUGGGUUGGCAAGGAAGCUAGAUGAUAUUACUAAAUCUCCAUCCACGGGAAAACGUGGAACUCCGUAUUAUAUGGCUCCAGAACUAUAUGAAGAUGGAGGAGUCCAUUCUUUUGCUUCUGACCUAUGGGCACUUGGCUGUGUGUUAUAUGAAUGUUACACAGGGAAACCUCCUUUUGUGGCAAGAGAGUUCACCCAGCUUGUGAAAUCUAUUCAUUCAGAUCCAACUCCUCCACUCCCUGGAAAUGCAAGCCGUUCAUUUGCCAAUCUCAUUGAGUCUCUUCUUAUCAAAGACCCAGCGCAAAGAAUACAGUGGGCAGAUCUCUGCGGUCAUGCAUUUUGGAAGAGUAAGAUAAAUUCAGUACAGUUGCCUCCUCAGCCUGCUUUUGAUAAUAUGAUUGGCAUAUACACAAAGCCAUGUCUUUCCGAGCAUAACGGAGACAGACCAUGCAAGACCCCUCAAAAGUCUCGAGAGAAAGAUCCAAAAGGUGGUUCGAAGCACAAGGAGAACUCCACUCAAGAUUCAAGGGGCCAUGAGACGCCACAAAAGGGUACUCCUGUUGGUUUAAAAACUCAAACAAAGUUUCCUAGUAAGGCAACUGAGGAAAAACAUGGUGGUCGUCCGGGUGCUAAACGACAGGUGAAUAUUCUAAGAUUGUCAAGGAUAGCAAAGGCAAAUCUCCAAAAGGAAAAUGAGAAGGAAAACUACAGGAGACCCUUACCUAAUAGCAACGAGAACUGUGCUGAAGUGAAGAUCGAUAACACUGAUAUGGAACUUGAUUUUGAUGAACACAAUGAUGAGGAUGGUCCAGAUGAAUCAGAAGGAAAUGAGAACACCUCUCGUGCACAAGAUGAAAGAGUUUUGAGUCAAAAUGAGAGUCACAGAAGGCAAGGAGUUAGGAGUAAAAAUGUGCCUGAUGAGAACUCGUCUGCAAAUGGAACCCCAACCUCGGGUGAAGCCAGAGGUUGCCAUGAAGAGCAGUCAGAACCUAUUGAAGUGUCAGCUGCGCUACUUAGUGCUAGUCCUCAAGUCAAAACUCAUAGAGGAAGAGAUGUUUCUGGGAUUAAUGUUCACCACGACUCGUCUAAAUCACCUUAUAGCCUCAGUGACGUCCUUUGGCAUUUGUCUGAUCUUUCUGUUAGACCCGUCAUGCCCAGCAGAAAAUCUGACAAAGAAGCUGUGCCUUCUCUCUCAUUCGAAGCACCACAGCCUUCUGAUUUUGGUAAGAUGAGAAAGCAAGAACUUGAACCGCUUAACAAUAGAAUCAUAACGGUUCUAAGUGGGAGUAGUGCUGGCAUCUCAGAGAAACAGAAUUUGAUCAGAUACCUUGAGACAUUGAGUACCAAUGCUGAUGCAGCCAACAUAUUGACCAACGGGCCAAUAAUGCUUGUGCUAGUUAAAGUUCUGCGAUUAUCCAAGACCCCAGCGUUUCGUGUCCAAAUUGCUUCACUAAUUGGUUUGUUAAUUCGGCAUUCUACUGCUAUUGAAGAUGAGUUGGCAAAUUCUGGUAUUUUAGACUCUCUUACCAAUGGCCUCAGAGACAAGCAUGAAAAAGUGAGAAGGUUCUCUAUGGCAGCCCUAGGUGAAUUGCUAUUCUACAUCUCAACUCAAAAUGAGCAUAAGGAUUCCAAACCAACAGAAUCCCCAUCCAAAGAAACCAGGUCUACAUCGGGUUGGCAGGUUUCAAGUGCCUUGAUCUCUCUUGUAUCAUCUAUGUUACGCAAAGGAGAAGAUGACCUGACUCAACUCUACGCGUUGAGGACAAUAGAAAACUUCUGCAGUCAAGGAGGUUAUUGGGCCAGUCGUUUCUCCAGCCAAGAUGUGAUAAGCAACCUCUGCUAUAUUUACAGGGCAGCUGGGAAACAGGAGAGCAUAAGACAGACUGCUGGAUCAUGUUUGGUCCGUCUUGCUCGUUUUAACCCUCCUUGCAUUCAGACGGUUGUAGAAAAGCUUUCAUUAAAGGAAAUAGCUUCAUCUUUCGUCAAAGGCAGCGCAAGAGAGCAGCAAACUUGCUUAAAUCUUCUGAAUAUGGCUAUGAUUGGAAGUCACACGUUCCCAAGCUUUGGAAGGCAUCUUGUAACAUUGACAGAGGAGAAAAAUCUUUUCCCUAGUUUGCUUUCCAUCAUAGAGCAAGGAACUGAAGUUCUGAGGGGAAAAGCUGUUCUCUUCGUUGCACUUCUGUGCAAAAACAGUAGGCGGUGGCUAACAAAUUUCUUAUGCAAUACAAGAUUUCUUCCCGUGGUGGACAGAUUAGCCAAAGAAAAAGACAGUUAUGUGCAACAAUGUCUUGAGGCAUUCGUGAAUGUCAUUGCCUCCAUAAUACCGGGUUUGCUGGAUACAAUAACCAGUGAUAUCCAGCAGCUAAUGACAGGAAAACGCCAUGCACCUGUUUCUCCCCUUAAUGGUCGAGCUGCCCCAAAGACUAAUCUACACUUGUUCCCUGUGGUUCUUCAUCUUCUUGGAAGCUCUUCGUUUAAGAACAAAAUGGUAACCCAACAAAUCCUGCGCCAGCUUGCAAAUCUUACAAAACUUGUGGAAGCCUCAUUUCAGGGAAGAGAUGACUUCCGUAUAACCCUUCUUCAAGUUCUAGAAUGCAUAGCAGAAGAAGCUCCUCUGGUUACACAAAAUGCUGAGAUUAUUAUCCGUGAGGUUCUCCCAUCUCUGGCUGCAAUUUACAAUGGAAACAAAGACGGGGAUGCUCGGUUUCUCUGUUUGAAGAUCUGGUUCGACUCAAUGACAAUUCUCUUAACCGAGUGCACACAAUUGGAGCAACAAACCUCUGAGGAUUUGAAAUCAGUAUCCAACUCUCAUUUCCUCCCACUCUACCCUGCACUGCUCCAAGACGAAGAUCCAAUCCCAGCUUACGCACGAAAGCUACUUCUCAUGCUAGUUGAGUUUGACUACAUUAAAAUCUCCAGCAUUUUGCAUCAGAAUACAGUUUCACAAUGCUUUGAGUUUCUUCUCGGAGACUUGUCAAGCGCGAAUGUAAACAACGUCAAGCUCUGUCUCGCCUUGGCCUCAGCUCCAGAGAUGGAAACUAAACUACUUUCUCAGCUCAGAGUAGUGAGGAGAAUCGGGAAUCUGCUAGAGUUCGUGAAUGCCAAAGACAUGGAAGAUUUCCUUGAGCCUACUUUAAGUCUCUGCAGAGCUUUCUUGUUACGGUCACUUGGGAACAAGAAAGGUCUCCGCUCAAACUACACGAAAGAGCCAACGCUAUUAUCAGAGGCAUCUUUCACAUUCGAGGUCGAUCCACAAGAAUGUGUAAGAGACAUUGCAGACUUCGGUAGCAACAUCGGCUUGUUCUUGGACCUCGCGGCCUCAGAUGACACGAGCAUCGCAGUAGCAGAUAUUGCCUCUGAAUGCGUCGUGUUGCUACUUAAAGCUGCUUCGAGAGAAGCCGCCAUGGGGUUUUUAACCAAUCUUCCUAAGAUCACACCGAUCCUCGACUCGUGGCGCAGGAGGAAGAGCACGGAGACACAAGUGUUGGUAUUGACGAGAAUCUUGCAUUGUUUGGGUUAUGCGUGCAAGCAGUAUCUAUCGCAUGCCAUGAUUUUGUCGAUACCAGGAUAUGAUAUCUAUAAGAUCAACGCCAUUGUCUCUGAGAUCAAGAACUCAGACGUCGCGGGUCUUAACAGCGUCGCUUCGCUAGUUGCUGUGGAGUUGCAGAGGUUGCCUCGUUAAUUUUGGACUAUUCUAAACCAAUGUAACAGUUUAUGAUAACGAUUCAAGUCUUUUUAUUGUUAUUUGUACAAUGCAAAGUAUGUCUACAUUCUCGCUGUUAAACUAGGAGUAAGCUGUAGCUUUUGAAAAUGCAAAGUAUAUCCAGGCUUUUGCCAUUUUCUCGAGGAGCUUUGAGACGAGAAUUGCUUGUGAAUAAUUUAUACAACAUUUUCACAAGUAUUUUGUAGAUUUUUUUUUUGUCUGGUUAAUUAUGCUAUUACAAAUUAUGAGAAAUAUUAUCUAGGAUAUUUUGUAGAAUUUUGUAAAUUGUAGAAAUAUUACCUAGGAUAUUUUGUAGAAUUUUGUAAAUUGUGGUUUGUCUGUGUAUUUGAUAAUGUUGUAGUUCCUUAAGAUACUAGUGGUACUAAACGGGGAACAAGUGUACUAUGCGACUAUGUGAGUCUUAUCCUCUUUUAUAGGUACUUUUCUCGGUUGGUGUUUUUAAUAGGAGAGAGUUACACUAAGGGACACAAUAUGACUUUAUGUAACACUCAGAGACACAUAGUGAAGUUGAGACACAUUAUGUAGACAGCUGUAUAUUUUGUGACAAAAUUAAUCCUACUUUUGUCUAAUAUAUUUUGUAGACAGCUGUAAAGAGAAGUGUGUUGUAACUAGGUAUAUGUGAUAAAAUGAAUUGUUUUUGGACCAUACAAUUAGAAAAGUUUUUUUUUGAUCCAAAAGUUGUUUUUCUUUUAUUUUUUUAGUUUCUUCUACGGGGCUUAACCAGUGUCUCUUUCCUCCACUUCCACUUUCAUUAUCAUUAUCAUUAUCACCCUUUCAAUCACCACCUCCAUCAUCAUCUUCAUAUCCGCCAUCACCACCUCCUCCACCCGUUACCACCUUCGUUUUAAUUACCACCUCCGUUUGAAUCACUAAUUCCACUAUCUCUUCCAUCUCUCUUACCACUUUUGUAUCCACCCCCGAGACCUCUAUCCACAACUCUUCCGCUCACAUCAACAACAUAAACACAACCACUGACCAUGAGAUCCAUGUCCACAAUUCUUCCGAACACAUCAACAACAUACACACACACAACCAUGAGAUCCCCGUCCACAACUUUUCCGACCACAUAAACAACAUCCACACACACAUUGACCAAGCAAGCUACCAUCACCUCCAUUAAUCACCACCUCCAGUUUCUCAUCUCCCUCUAUUACCACUUUCGUAUCCACCACCGAGAGCCCCAUCCGCAACUCUUCCGGUCACAUCAACAACAUCAACACAACCACUGACAAUGAUAUCUUCAUCCACAACUCUUCCGACCACAUCAACAAUAUCCAUGCACACAUUGACCAAAAGAGCCACCGAUCCUCAUCCACAACUCCUCCGACCACAUCAACAAUAUCCACGCACACAUUGACCAGGAGAACUACCGUCACCUUCAUACCUACCAUGUCACCACCGCCUCCUCCAUAACCACCACCGCCUGGACUAUGGUAUCCACUGCCAUCUCACCACGGUAUCCACCACUGCUUCCAUGGGACUAAGCGCCACCGUUCAUAGCUACCAACGCCUUGUUCAUAGCCAUCAUCGCUUCCAUGGGGGGUAGAGAAGACCGAUAGAUGUAUGCUCAAGAAUAGAGAUGGAGAAGAUGUUGGCAGGGAGAAAGGGGGUUAAGGAGAAUUUUGGAUCGAGAAGAUUACGGUUCGUUUUCAGAAUUUGAUUUCUAGAUCGAGAAAAUGUCGAGAGAUAAAAGGGUUAUGAUUACUUUUCUGAAUUUGGGAAUCUGAAGAGAUAAGAUUAUUUGUUUAAAAAAAAUAGACUUUACUCUUUCUUUUAGAAAGGCUCACUGCUCUCAACUUCAGUCUCAA